GUCUCCUGCCCUGGGAUGACUCCUCCUAAGCAGCACGGGGGUAUCCCCAGCGACGAAGAGCAAGCAACAGGGCUGGAGAGGAAAGUCAUGCAGGCCAUGGAAAAGGGACAGGAUCCCUACAACAUACUCCAACCAAAGCGCUAUGCUGGGACCAAGGAGGAUCCCAACCUGGUCCCUUCCAUCUCCAGCAAGAGGAUCGUGGGCUGCAUCUGUGAAGAGGACAACAGCUGCGUGAUCUGGUUCUGGCUGCACAAGGGGGAGCCCCAGCGCUGCCCCUCCUGCGGUGCCCAUUACAAGCUGGUCCCCCAUCAUCUGCCGCACUGAGAGGUGCCCUGACCCGCCCGGGGGCCCCCAGGCUGAGCUGCGUGCUGCUUUCCAGUGUCGUGUUGCUUCUUCGGAGCCAAUAAAGAGUUGGUGUGUUAAAGGCGUUGCCUCU
Molecule: messenger RNA, 436 nt
Organism: Chelonoidis abingdonii (Abingdon island giant tortoise)
Lineage: Eukaryota; Metazoa; Chordata; Testudines; Testudinidae
Source: RefSeq, a predicted model, not a curated record